This is a messenger RNA of Triticum turgidum subsp. durum (durum wheat), 282 nucleotides long. NCBI's taxonomy places the organism in Eukaryota, Viridiplantae, Streptophyta, Magnoliopsida, Poales, Poaceae. The record is from the annotation of a GenBank genome assembly.
AUGUCUGCUAUGAAGAUUUUCAAGCAUGGCCGAGAAGUUGAUUGCUAUCCUAAUAUCUGCUUUCCUUAUCGCAUCUUAUUGACUGUGCCCGUGACGGUUGCAUCAGCCGAAAGAAGCCUUUUGAAGUUGAAACUAUUGAAGAAUUAUUUGAGGUCAACAAUGACUCAGCAGCAGUCAAAUGGCUUGGCUAUGUUAUGCAUCGAUAAGAAAUUAUUGGAUGAGAUUGACAUUGACCCCAUGAUAAGUGACUUUGCAUCGAAGAAUGUUAGAAGAAAAUCUUAA